AGAGCCCAGCAUGGAGGCGGUCCUGCUGGAGCACUUCCCCGCGGGGCUGGACUCCUUCUCCUCAGAGCCUUACUUCGACGACGAGGAGUUCUUCACGGACCACUCGUCCCGCGACCCCCUGGAAGGCGACGAGCUGCUGGAGGCCGACGUGGACUUCCUGGCCCCGCAGUUCCACGAGUGCUACCGCAGCGAGGGGACGGGCGCGGGGCCCGCCUUGGGGCCCCCGCCUGAGGGCGCGCUGUGCUGCGAAGCGGCCCCGGGCAGCAGCUUCUCCUCGUCCUUCUCGCCGCCCUCGUCGCCCUCGUCGUCCAGCUUCGCCUACGAGUGCUGCGGGCUGGCGGCGUCGCCCGGGGGCAGCCUGAAGGCGCUGAGCGCGGCGGCGGCGGCGGCGGCGCGGCGGCGGCGGCGGGUGCGCUCCGAGGCCGAGCUGCAGCAGCUGCGGCAGGCGGCCAACGUGCGCGAACGGCGGCGGAUGCAGUCCAUCAACGACGCCUUCGAGGGGCUGCGCUCGCACAUCCCCACGCUGCCCUACGAGAAGCGCCUCUCCAAGGUGGACACGCUGCGCCUGGCCAUCGGCUACAUCAACUUCCUCAGCGAGCUGGUCCAGUCCGACGUGCCCCUGCGCAGCGCCGGCAGCCAGAGCCCCUGCCAGCCCAAGAAGGUCAUCAUCUGCCACCGGGGCACAAGAUCACCUUCUCCAAGUGACCCAGAUUAUGGACUUCCUCCUCUCGCGGGGCAUUCUCUCUCUUGGACUGACGAAAAACAACUUAAGGAACAAAACAUUAUUAGAACUGCUAAAGUGUGGACUCCAGAAGACCCUAGAAAAUUAAACAGCAAACCUUCCUUAAGCAACAUAGAAAACGAACCUCCGUUUGACCUAAUAUCAUAAAAUGUUUUGGAAUGUAAAUACCCAUCUUUAUACUGGUGUACAUUUGUACUUAAAGACAUAUUUUUUUCAAAAGUAUUUUACAAUACAAAAAAAAGUAUUCUAAUGGCAAUCAACUUUUUAUUUAUCUAUUUAUUGUUUAGUGGAGUUAGGAAACAGAACUGUCCUUUUUAAAUGUAUAAUUUAUAUAAUUUAUCCUAAUUUAAAUAUAUGCAAUAAUGUGAGAUUCCUCCACCAGCACCUUUUGGCAAAAUUAUUUGUUGAAAAAAGAAAACACUUCCCAGAAAAUGUGAACAUAAUUUAUUACCAUUUGUUGAAUAUGGCAAUUAUAUUAUAUUAAUAAUAAACUUUGAUUA
Messenger RNA from Elgaria multicarinata webbii, 1242 nucleotides. It is a transcript of the gene PTF1A, whose product is annotated as pancreas associated transcription factor 1a. Gene Ontology annotation, biological process: regulation of transcription by RNA polymerase II; developmental process. The transcript is spliced from 2 exons. Bases 11 to 889 code for a protein of 292 amino acids. Gene Ontology annotation, molecular function: DNA-binding transcription factor activity, RNA polymerase II-specific; RNA polymerase II transcription regulatory region sequence-specific DNA binding; protein dimerization activity. The record is from RefSeq and is a predicted model, not a curated record. Lineage: Eukaryota; Metazoa; Chordata; Lepidosauria; Squamata; Anguidae.